Molecule: messenger RNA, 2202 nt
Organism: Colletotrichum chrysophilum
Lineage: Eukaryota; Fungi; Ascomycota; Sordariomycetes; Glomerellales; Glomerellaceae
Exons: 3
Coding region: 1-2202 (733 amino acids)
Biological process (GO): proteolysis
Molecular function (GO): oxidoreductase activity; tripeptidyl-peptidase activity; serine-type endopeptidase activity
Source: RefSeq, a predicted model, not a curated record
AUGUUACUCGAUCAGUUCUCCAAGGUCAUUGACAUCAACCUGAUCGGCACAGUCGACCUAAUUAGACAAUUCGUUCCCUAUAUCGCCACUCAAUCGCCAAAUGCCACAGGUGAGAGGGGCGUACUGAUCACAGUUUCUUCGGCAGCCGCAUUCGAUGGACAAGAAGGCCAGACAGCGUACGGAGCGGCCAAGGGCGCCAUAGCCUCCAUGACCUUGCCGCUGGCUCGUGAUCUCUCAUGUUGGGGCAUAAGAGCCGUGUGCAUCGCGCCUGGGUUAUUCGACACUGGCAUGGCGGCAAGUAUGCCACAAAAGGCCAAAGAGAGUCUGGAAAAUUCGUUGGAGUUCCCCGCUAGGGCCGGAGAACCGGAGGAGUUUGCUAGCUUGGUCGAGCACGUUAUUGAUAAUUCAAUGCUCAAUGGCACUGUCAUCCGCUUGGAUGGAGCUGCGAGAAUGCCCAGUCGUCUCCAAUACGCGAAGCACUACACCCAGCAGGAUAUCAUCGACAAGUUUGCACCAUCUGACAAAACAAUUACCGCCGUCCAAUCCUGGGUCUCAGAAAACGGCGCAACUUCAGUUUUAUCCAAGGACAGGGGAUGGCUGCAUGUCAACACCACCGUGGCGGAUGCAGAGGGGAUGCUCCACGCUCAAUACUACGAGUACCAUCAAGCAGCUGGAAACCACUCGACGGUGGCUUGCGAAGAGUACUCUGUUCCGGAGAAUAUUCAACGUCACAUCGACUUCAUCCAGCCAGGAGUCAUUCUUGCCGCUCCUAAGACUCCCCAACUCAAUACCAAGUUGAGAAAACGAGGCUUUUCCUCUGUCCAGCAAGCUGGAGCCGACCGGGCUUCCAAUGAUACCUCUGCAUGCAGCGACAAUGUCACUCCGGCCUGCAUCAAGGCGCUCUACAAUAUUCCCGACAACACUUUUAAUCAUUCUUCUAAUAGCCUGGGUAUUUACGAGACGGGAGAUUACUACGCGCAGGAAGAUCUCAACUUGUUCUUCACCAAGUAUACCCCCAAUAUUCCCAACGGCACGCAUCCUACUCUGGUCUCUAUCGAUGGCGGCCUUGCCCCAGCUGAGCCAAAGUUCGCUGAUGGAGAGUCGGACCUGGAUCUUCAGGUCGCCUAUCCCCUAUUCCAUCCUCAAGGUGUCACGCUGUACCAGACAGACGACAAGAUUUACACCAUCAGCGGUGCGGGAGGCCUGUUCAACAAUCUCCUCAACGCUGUCGAUGGUUCGUAUUGUUCUUACUGUGCCUUUGGCGAAAAGGGAAAUGAUGACAACUUUGACGAUGUGUAUCCCGACACCACGAGCCCCGAUGGUUAUCAGGGCGAGGUGCAGUGCGGUAUCUCAACUCUAACGAAUGUGAUCUCCAUCUCAUACAGCAAGUCAGAAGCCGAUCUCCCCUUCUACUACCAACAGAGGCAGUGCAAUGGGUUCAUGAAACUGGCUUUGCAGGGCCACACCAUUUUGGUCGCCUCAGGAGAUGCCGGUGUCGCCUCUCGUCCCUGGGAUCCGUUCCCCAAUGGAUGUCUCGGUGAGAACAACACUUUAUUCAAUCCCAACUUCCCUGGUAACUGUCCGUACGUCACGACCGUCGGUGGAACUAUGAUGUCUCCUGGGGCAUCUGUCAGCGACCCUGAGGUUGCCGCUUAUCUCCCCCACCAAGAUGGGACCGAUGACACGUACACCAGUGGCGGCGGCUUCAGCAUCAUCUACUCGAUCCCAAGCUACCAGAGCGCAGCAAUUGACGACUAUUUCGCCAAGCAUGACCCGGGCCUGAAGUCUUUCAGCUCCCUCCACAAUGCUACACACAACGAUUCUUCGCCCGUCGGAGCGAACGGGGGUAUCUAUAACCGCAUCGGAAGAGGCAUGCCAGAUGUAUCCGCCAUCAGUCAGAACCUAGCUACUUUUGUUGAUCUCGACUAUGGACUCAUCAGCGGUACUAGCGCCGCAACCCCGUUGUUCGCAUCUCUGAUCACCAUCAUCAACGAGCACAGGCUGCAGGCUGGGAAAGCACCCGUCGGCUUCAUCAACCCAACACUCUACGCCAACCCCCAGAUUUUCAAUGAUAUUACAAGCGGCAAUAACGAGGGAUGCAACACAAAGGGGUUCUCUGCGGUGCCUGGGUGGGACCCAGUCACGGGACUGGGAACUCCAAAGUUUCCUGAGAUGUUAGAACUCUUCAUGAGCUUGCCUUAG